CUCCUCCCUUGUUCCUGUCGGGAGCACAGUGGGUAGCGCCUAAGGAGGCUAGGGGGUUAUUGAAGAUAUGAAGGGAGGGAAGAAGAAAAGCGAGCUUCAGCAGGCGCCACGACCAGCUGAGAAAGACAGCGAAAACAGUGGUACUGGCGGCGGCGACGAUGAUGUCGAUGCCGGUGGUGGUGGUGUAGCUGCCGUAGGUGUAGGUGUGAGUGCUGAGUGCGCAGGUAGGAGCGAGGAGGAAUCGGCGCCGCCCGUGGCAGAGGAGAUGGAGGGACAAGAUGAGGGAGUCGGCGAUGAGGGUACAGAGGGAGAGCAGCCCAAACUCGACGAAGGCUUUUACGAAAUUGAAGACGUUCGAAGGAAAAGGGUUCGCAAGGGGCAAGUCCAAUAUCUUAUCAAAUGGCGUGGCUGGCCGGAGACAGCCAAUACCUGGGAACCCUUUGAAAACCUGCAAUCCUGUUAUGAUGUCAUUGAAGCGUUUGAAGAGAGCAUGCGUGCAGGCAAGAGUAGAUCGUCCAGGAAACGUAAGCACAAGUCUGGGGCUCCUCACUCUCAACCCACGAGGAAGCAGCGUUCCACCCCAAAUUCCUCUGGUGUAAAGGUCAAGGAAACAAUUGAAGUUAUACCUUCUACCACUCCCGGCAACCCAAGCCUUGCCAAUCCUCCUCCUCCUGACAGAACUGAGGCAGGCAAUGCAACUGAGGGCAAGAUAUGUGGGGAUGCUGAGAACAAGCAUGAGGAUGUCAACAAUGAAAAGACCACCGAGCAGCCAAAUGAUGAUGGGUCUUUAAAUGUGCCCCUGGAACCAGAACUAAAUAGGGAAGCAAAUGGAACUGAUCCUAAACUUAGUGAGCUUAAUGGGACUGCUUCUGAUGACAUAAGUAACGGGAAAUUUACAAUACAUAUCCCUGAUGCCAGGGCUACAGAAGAAGGGGAUAGUGAUGGGCUUUCAAAGGGUGAGGGUGUUGAACCAGAUCAGAGUAGUUGCUUUACUGGAGCCAGAAGGUGGAAGUCUGGAUCUGUGAAAAGAUUCAGACAUGUUUCAGUCUCUUCUGAACCUGGAAGGGUCCAAAAUUCAACAGCAAUAUGUGGUAUCAAAUCUUUUUCUGGUAGAAUCGAACCACAGGGGAUGGAGGAUGCUGGGACCACAGGGGCCGAUGCAGGUGAAAAGACUAAAUUGGAUCACUCCACAAAUUCAUCUUCUAUUACUAAGGUAAUCAAGGUAGUCGGCUAUUCAGCUUCUGUAUCAAACAAUGUUGAAGAUGCAUCCGUAAACUUUCUGGUUUUGAGGUCUGAUGGGAAAGAAAUGGUGGUGGAUAACAAUUUUUUAAAGAUUAACAAUCCUCUUCUGUUGAUCAGCUAUUAUGAGCAACAUCUUCGUUAUAGUCCUCGGCGAAAUGAGAUGUACUAGAAGGGUAUGAAGGUUAUUAUUUGCUUUCACUGCAGCUAGAAGGAUGGAGACUUCACAUGGCUGGUUUUAUUUGGAAUAGUGCAUAGUGGCUAAUAUAUCGAGCAAAGUUGAAAAUUUGGUGAAGAACAAUGGCAUGAUACUUUUGUAAAUUUUUUUUUUGGUUUUCGGGGGCGUUGACCUAGUGUUUGGUUUCAAUGGAAACAGAAGGGAAUGCCCUGAUUGCUUCUGUAAGAGAACCCACAUGUCGUCCUUAUGGUUUAGCUCAACUAUUAAUGCAUUUAGGAAGGUUAGGACCUCAAUUGUCUCAACAAAUACAAGAGCUGCCAACAAUCUAAUUCACCUCACCUAUGAAAGCAAAAAUUAUAUGUUCGCUGAGA
Messenger RNA from Macadamia integrifolia, 1788 nucleotides. RefSeq names its product chromo domain-containing protein LHP1-like. The record is from RefSeq and is a predicted model, not a curated record. Bases 68 to 1411 code for a protein of 447 amino acids. Gene Ontology annotation, biological process: heterochromatin formation. The transcript is spliced from 7 exons. Lineage: Eukaryota; Viridiplantae; Streptophyta; Magnoliopsida; Proteales; Proteaceae. Gene Ontology annotation, cellular component: nucleus.